Dentiscutata erythropus is the source of this 819-nucleotide messenger RNA. The record is from the annotation of a GenBank genome assembly. NCBI's taxonomy places the organism in Eukaryota, Fungi, Glomeromycota, Glomeromycetes, Diversisporales, Gigasporaceae.
AUGAGCCGAAGAACUGAAGAUAUAACUCGCCCCACUAUUGCUAAUAUCUACAUGUGCGUAAGUAACCUCGCAGAGGUUACUUCAGAACUUUCCACUGAUACACAAGAAUUAACCACAAAGCUUCUUGAAUUCCAAAUGAAUCAAGAAAAGGCAAACACUGACACUGAACUAAAUUAUAAACUUAGCCAAAUAGCAGAUACUAUCGGUGAAAAAAUUACUGAAAAUGUAGAAGUAAUAGCUAGUGAUAUGACUAGAUUCGUGGAUGAAGUUGUUAAUAAAGCUUUUAAUAAAGUAAUGAGUGAAAUUAACAAAACUAAAGGAGAAACAUGGACAGCAUCGGCUAUUCGAAAAAUAUGUAUUGUAUAUGUUACCUAUUUGCGUCAGCAACACCUUUUGUUAGAUAGUAACCCAAGUAAAUUGCAAGAGAAUGUUAUUGCACUUCGUUGUAGCCAAUGCUACCGUAGAGCAUUGGAGCUUACUUUUUCACAUCCUUUUAAGGAUGUUCUCAAAAUUCUUCAGAUCGAUUGUACUUCUCCUGAAAUAAGUGAAGAUGAAGCUAAAGCAUCAUCUAAAAAGCAUGGAAGAAAAAAGUUAUAUGUUCCUGAAAUGGCUUUUAGAUCUGAAGAGGCAAUUCGCAUUAUUGAACAAAUUGAUCACGCUAUAAGAGUUGAUGAAUCUGGCGAAAAAAGUAGUGGUCGAGUUCAACCUGAUAAAUGUAUUCAUAUUAAUCAAGAGAAUAAACGUUAUUCUAGCCUAGCCAACAAAACACCUAAAUUCAAAAUAAAUAAACUACCUUCUUGGGCUUAUAUUGAAAUAUAA